Molecule: messenger RNA, 534 nt
Organism: Carlito syrichta (Philippine tarsier)
Lineage: Eukaryota; Metazoa; Chordata; Mammalia; Primates; Tarsiidae
Gene: TMEM52
Product: transmembrane protein 52
Exons: 5
Coding region: 1-534 (177 amino acids)
Source: RefSeq, a predicted model, not a curated record
AUGAAGAGCGUGCCCUGGGUGGCGCUGGGCUUCUCGGACGGCAGCUGCGACCCCUCAGACCAGUGCCCGCCCCAGGCCCGCUGGAGCAGCCUGUGGCACGUGGGGCUAGUCCUGCUCGCCAUCCUCCUGCUGCUGCUCUGUGGGGUCACAGCCAGCUGUGUCCAGUUCUGCUGCCACCGGAAGCAGGCCCAGGCCCCACUGCAUCUGCCGCCAGCACGGCAACCCUGUGACCUGACCGUCAUCCCAGUGGACGGCGACAGCACUGUGCACAGCACGGUGACCUCCUACAGCUCCAUGCAGUACCCGCUGGGCAUGCGGCUACCCUUGCCCUUCGGGGAGCUGGACCUCGACUUCACGGCCCCUCCUGCCUACAGCCUGCAUGCCCCUGAGCUCCUGCCGUCCUAUGAUGAGGCCGUCAAGAUGGCCAAGCCCAGAGAAGAGCCUGCGCCCUCCCGGAAGUCCAGCCCUCUCCCUGAGCCUCAGGAGGCGGGCCCCACAGCCCAGCAGCCCUGUUGCAUCCCUGGUGCCCCUUGA